Oryza brachyantha (malo sina) is the source of this 1055-nucleotide messenger RNA. RefSeq lists its product as uncharacterized. Lineage: Eukaryota; Viridiplantae; Streptophyta; Magnoliopsida; Poales; Poaceae. Bases 1 to 831 code for a protein of 276 amino acids. The record is from RefSeq and is a predicted model, not a curated record. The transcript is spliced from 5 exons.
AUGCCUUCGAUUGCAUGCGAUCAGGUUGUGCUGGAUAACUUAUAUGAACAAAUAUCUAAGUCUGUCGUGACUCUCAAAAGAUACACUGGCUGCGGGAACCAUGCACUUGUUAACUUUGGCACUGGGUUUAUUAUCUACUCAACAAGGUCUCAAGUGCUAGUAUGCAUACAUCAGACAGUAAUUAAAAGUGGUGAAGAAAUAUUUGUAUAUUUCAGUGAUGGCACUUCUUGUAAAGCUCAUCCGUUCAUUAGACGCGCACCAUCCGGGCAUGCUGUUCUAUCAGUAGAACCUGGCAAUUGCCACCGAUAUCCCGUCUCAUUCAGUGAAGCAAAAGUUACAAGAGAAGAAAUAUGCACGAUUGCACAGAUCAAACAUGAUGGAGAACUUGGCAUGAUGUCCGGUAUUGUUGUGGCCCCGUGCUGCAAAACAGUGUUGCGAUCAGGAAGAGUUGUGACUAGGGGUGAGAGGAGGUUUGCUCUAACUUGUGCAGCUGGAAGACUACGGAAUGUGAAGGACAGUGAAAAUUUAAUUGGCGCUGGGGUGUUCAAUUUAGAUGGAUUACUUGUGGGAACAAUUGAUUCCUUUGCUGGUGUAUAUGGUUUGAAAUUUGGCAUGCACUCAUCUUGUUUUUUAAAUGAGCUCGAACGCUUGAUUCAAGAUAUAAACAAGAAGAUUUCACUUCCAAGAGGUGGAACAACGCUUUCAAGGCAUUCAAAGGUUCAACGUGUUGCUGGUAAAGGGUCACGUGAAGAUGAUAUUGAUAUAGCUGCAGGAAAACGUGUUAAAUACACAAUCAAACUGGAAGAAUGGUGCAGGGGCUCGCCAAGGUAAAAAUUAGGUGAUCACUAAAGGAGUUCACAUCAUGCCAUCUAGAAGUGAUGGUGGCAGUUUUGGUCUGGCCGGCUAAGUUAUAUUCAGUUUUGGGAUCGUUGAUGAAUUGCAAUGUUUUGAGUGAAUGAUACACCUUCUAGCCAAUAAUUUUCUCCAAUGUUACACAUAUUGUCCGAUGAUAACUUCUCACCAACUGUGACAGAUAUUGUUCUGGUGUCAUUACG